UAGUCACUGCGCCUGCUCAGAGCCAGGUGUUUCGUGCAGGGAAAAUGUCGGCAGUGCUGCCACAAGCGCUGGAUCGCGCUGAGAUAACGAAACUCCCAAAAGCUGUUCAAAAUAAACUGGAAAAGCUCCUCUCUGAUCUGCAAUAUGAAAUAGAUUUCCUCAAGGCACACCAUGAGCAAUUUAGAGUCGAUAGUGAACAACAGUUCUUUGAGAAAGUGCAGCGUCUUGAGCAGAGUCAGGAACAGUUUGUGACCCAGACUGAACAGCACCACAAACUCAGAGAGGAGUUCACCAAGAUCGAUGAAGAACUCAAGAGUUUACGGGAAAAUAAUAAAAAGUGUGAAAUCAACCAAGAAAAGGUUACAUCUGAACAGGCCCAGUUCUCUAAAGCCAAAGAUGAACUGGAGUCAGAGAAGCGGGAGCUUGUACAUACACUGGAGAGGAGAUCCCAGGAAGUGGACUAUCUGAGUGGUAUGGAUGAAUAUAUGUGGAGGGAUACACACAUACACACACUUUAUCUAAUGUCUAUGGGAUUUAUUUGCUCAUCAGAGGACCUGCAGCGCCUCAAUGACAAAGUGGCAGAAGUCAAUGCCACAAAAAUGGGGCUGCAGCUCAAGCUGGACGAGCUCGAGUCCUCCGAGGUCAACAUCAAGUACCGUGAGAAGCGUAUGGAGCAGGAGAAGGAGCUGUUGCAGGGCCAGACGGCCUGGCUGAACGGAGAGCUCAAGGCUAAGAGUGAGGAGCUGCUGGCCAUGUCACGCCAGAAGGGCAACGAGAUCCUGGAGCUCAAGUGCAGCCUUGAGAACAAAGAGGAUGAGAUGAACAGAGUCCAGGACCAAGUGAACAGUUUAAAGACUUCAAAUGAAAGCCUUCAGAAGCAGACUGAAGACAUGAUCAUCAAACUGAAAGAGGCUAAGGAGCAGCACGCUAGCAUGGAGGACAAGUUUAGGAAUGAGCUGAAUGCCAACAUAAAGCUCUCCAACUUGUACAAGGGAGCUGCUGCAGACUCUGAGUCCAAGAGUGAGGAGUUGAGUGGGGCUGUAGAGGAGCUGCACAAGCUGCUGAAGGAUGCUGGAGAAGCGAACAAGGCCCUGGAGGUGAAACUGCAGGAGAUGGAUGCCUGUCGGGACAAGGAGGCUGCUGAGCUGAAGUUGAGUAUCUCCAGUCUGGAGAAAGAACUGGACAACGCUAAUGAACUGCUGUCCGACACCAAGCUCAGAGGUGCAGCCUCAGUGCUGUCAGAGGGAACGAUUACCACCAUGUCCCCGACUGCAGCCGCCGUGGCCAAGAUUGUCAAACCUGGCAUGAAGCUGACUGAGUUGUAUACGGCCUAUGUGGAGAGCCAGGAGGAGCUGCAGCUGCAGCGUGUGGAGAACAAGCGGGUGAAUAAGUACCUGGAUGACAUAGUGCAGGAGGUGGAGGACAAGGCUCCCAUCCUCAAACGCCAGAGGGACGAACAUGAGCGCAUGCAGAAAUCUGUAGCCAGCCUGUCGGCCAAGCUGGAACAGGCGGUUAAGGAGGUGCACCGUCUGCAGAAGGUGACUGACGAGGCCAACAAGCGCUCUUCUCUCCUGGAGAGAGACAACCAGAGGUCUGAGGUGCAGCUGGCAGACAUGGCGCAGCAGGUCUGUGUCCUACUCAUUGAGCUGGAGGAGGCGCGUGGCAACCACGUUGCCCCCAACGAGGAGGUGAGCUCUGCUGACAUCAGCAGCACGUCGGAGGUCAUCACACAGCACCUGGUGACGUUCCGUGGCGUGGAGGAGCUCCAGCAGCAGAACCAGCGCCUCCUGGUGGCCCUCCGAGAGCUCAGCGACGCACAGGAGAGAGAUGAGACCGAGACCACAGGCACCAAGCGCGGUGAGCUGGAGCGGAGUCUGGAGAAGGCCCAGGCAGAGCUGGAGGCUCUGAGGGAGCAGCGGAGCCACCAGAUGCAGCUGGCUGAGUCUAUUGUCAGGCAGAGAGACAUGUACCGUGUGCUGCUGGCCCAGGCCACCGGAGUCCGCUUCCCUCAGCAAGGUGCAGCGCCUGAGGAAUUCUCCCUGACCUCCACCCCCUGCUGCUCUCCAGCUGCCACCCCCACCACAGCCACGCCCACUGGAAUCAUUACUAUGGCAACAGAGUCAACCGAGGCGGUGGAGGCCAAGGCAGCCCUCCGGCAGUUGCAGGAGGUGUUCUCCUCCUAUAAGAGGGAGAGGUCUGAGAGUGACAAGGCCCUGGCGGAACAGACUGAGAAGCUACAGGAGCAGGUGUCUGACCAGAGAUCACAGAAUGCCAAGAUAUCCACCCAACUGGAGUUUGCUUCCAAGAGGUAUGAGAUGCUGCAGGGUAAUGUGGAGGGCUACAGGAAGGACAUUGCCUCUUUGAAGGAGAAGGGACAGAAGAUGGCUGCUGCAGCCCAGAAGAAUGAGCAGACUGUUCACACCAUGACCGAGGACCUGAGAGUUGCACAGGAGAAACUCAACAUGGCAGAGGGUCGUGCUGAGAGCCUCAGGAAGGAGAGGGAUAUGCUGAAGCUAGUGGAGUCCAGACUGACCCAGGAGAAAGAGACCAUCCAGACCCAACAACGAGGACAGAACAUGCUGCUCACCAACCUCAAGACCAUACAGGCCACAUUGGAGCGCUCAGAGACAGACACCAGGCAGCACCUGAACGCCCAGAUAGAGAAGCAGGAAAGAGAGAUCGGCCAGCUGCAGAAGAGACUGGAGCACGAGGUGGAGCAACGCCAUCUGCUGGGCAGAAACCAAGAUUUGCAGCUGAUGGAUACCAAGAGGCAGCUAGAGACUCAGAUGGGCCUGCUCCAGAAGACCAGGGAUCAGCUGUGUGCUGCCCAGCUGGAGGUGAACUCUCUCAGGCUGCAGCAGGGCAGUGAAGAAGGCUGUCGUCCGUCCCUGGGCUCCCGAAGCUCCCCGUCCAUUCCCAUGGGCCUCGAAAGCCUCCAGGGUUCAAAAGGGGUCUCUGAGGAUCUGCGUGGCUGCCUGAGGCAGGCCGAGACGCGGGCAGAGGAGCUGGCAGAGCAGCUGAGGACAGCCACCUCCAGCAUGGAGCAGUACAGAGCCAUGGCCCAGAGCCUAGAGGAGUCCAUGGAUAAGGAGAAGCAGGUGAUGGAGCAGGCUCGGUCCUCCAUGGAGGAACGUGUAAAGGAGGCUCAGGAGCAGCACCGUCAGCUGGAUAGGAAGCUCGUGGAGGCAGAGAAGGAGAAGCAGGGCCUGCAGGAGGAGAAGAGGAAAGCCCUGGCCUCCGUGGAGCAGCAGGUGGCUGAGCUGAGGAGGAGUCUGAGCAGUGUGCAGGCGGACCACCAGGAGGCGCUACAGAGGGCAGCAGUGGCAGCAGACCAGGAACAGCAGGCCAUACUGGACAGCCAGGAGCAGGCCAAGCUGGUGUCGGAGGCGCAGGAUAAGUACGAGCGCGAGAUGAUGCUCCACGCUGCAGACGUGGAGGCCCUCCAGGCAGCGACGGCCCAGGUCCUGCAGGCAGCCACGCUCAGACAGCAGCUGGAGGAGAGGGCCCAGAGAGCCUCUGCUCAGCUGCUGGAGGCCAGAGUCUCCUGGGAGGAACAGGAGAAUAUCCUCAAGGAGGAGAUGUCUAAGGUGGUGUCUCGCUCUGAGGAGCUGCAGAGGCAGAACAGCCUCCUCCAUGAACAGAUUCAGACCAUGAGCAGCAAGAUAGCCGCCACCCUGCAGCACCAGGCCAACGAGAGCCCUCUGAACAUCUCCCUCACUGAGCAGGGCAGGUCUCAGGACCAGGUCCUCGAGAUACUCAGGUUUGUGCGCCGGGAGAAGGAGGUAGCGGAGUCACGGUUGGAGGUGGCCCAGGGAGAAAGUCGUCGCCACAGGCUGAGAGUGGAGCACCUGGAGAGAGAGCUGAGAGAACUACAGGAGAGCCUUAGUGCUGAGAGAGAAAGGAUGCAAGUGACAGCGAAGACCCUGGCUCAGCACGAUGAGCUGAUGAAGAAGACUGAGACCAUGAGUGUCCUGAUGGAGACCAACAAGAUGCUGAGGGAGGAGAAGGAGGGGAUGGAGCAGGAGCUGCAGCUGACACAGGCUAAAGUGCGUAAGCUGGAGUUGGACGUAAUGCCCAUGCACGAGUCCAACGCUGAGCUGAGUGAGAAGAGCGGCAUGCUGCAGGCAGAGAAGAGGAUUCUGGAAGAGGACAUCAAACGCUGGAAGGCCAGAACACAGCACCUGGUGAGCCAGCAGAAGAACACAGACUCAGAGGAGUACAAGCGUCUCCACUUCGAGAAAGAGGCUCACCUCAAACGCAUCCAGCAACUCACUGAGGAGACAGGCAGGCUCAAGGCUGAGGUGGCCAGGAGUGGUGGGUUCGUGACGUCCCUGCAGAGCCAAGUGCAGAUGCUGCGUGAAGGCCUGGGGAAGGCGAGCUCUGAGCGGGAUGCUCUCAGGAGGGACGUAGAGGCCAAGAACCUGGACAUCCAGGAGAAGUUCUUCACCAUCACUCAGGUCAGGAAGAUCGGCCGCCGCUACAAGACCCAGUAUGAUGAGCUCAAGGUUGAGCACGACAAGAUGGUGGCAGAGGCAGCAUCCACACCAGCCCAGGAGCAGGAGGCCCAGCAGGCCUCAGUGCAGGAGCUCCAGGGUCUGAGAGACUCCCUGGGACAGGCUGAGACCCGGACUAGAGAACUGGAGGGACAGCUGGACAACCUCAACAAGGUGGUGGGUGAGCGUGAGGCAGAGGUGCGUGGGGCCGAGGAGCAGACCUCCGGGCUGCAGACAGAGCUGACCAGGUUGAGACAGGAGCUGCAGGAGAAGGCCUCCCAGGAGGACACCCUCAAACAGCAGAUGUCUGAGAAGGAGGAGAAGACCAGGAAAGCCUUAGUAGGGGCCAAGCAGAAGAUCAACCAGCUCAUGGGCUCCAAGGACCAACUGCAGAAGGAGAACGAGGAGCUGAAGCAACAGAAGGAGGAGCUGGAGGUCAGGGUCAGUGCUCUGAAGUCUCAGUACGAGGGCCGUCUGAGCCGCCAGGAGAGACACGGAGAGCAGAGGGACGAGGCUCCUGAACAGGGCCUCAGCAAGGCCCAGGAACAGCAGAGGACCACAGAGCAGAGAGGACCACUGAAGACCACCCCAGCUGCAGACAGGGGCAGCGCCAGUACCUCAGAGCCCCCCACUGCCAACAUCAAGCCCACCCCUCUGGGGGCCCAGGGCCAGAGCAAGCCCCCUGCCAACCCCGGGAACAAGUCCACCCCCCGGGCCAGCAUCCGGCCCAUGAUCACCCCCGCCACCGUGCCCACCCCCACUCCUACUGCUACCGUCAUGCCCACCACACAGGUGGAAAACCAGGAAGCCAUGCAGUCUUCUGAGGGCUCGCUGGAGCAUGUGACCGUGUAUGGCAGUGCCAGCGGUUCAGUACGGUCAACCAGCCCCAACGUUCAGACCACCAACCCAAUGCUGGCGGUCCAGCAGACCCAGACCACAGCCUUCGUCCAACCAACACAGCAACAGAGCCUGCCCCACACUGAACCAGCCAAUCAGGAGCAGCCCCUGGCCCCAGUCGUCAUUGAAGCUGCACCCAGCUCGCAAGUGGAGAGGCCAUCGACGUCCACAGCUGUGUUUGGGACAGUUUCAGCCACCCCAGGGACAUCCUCUAUGUCCAAGAGACCUCGUGAGGAGGAGCAGGACACCUCUACGGUGACUGACACAGACACCCCCCAGGAGGACCCCUCUGAACCCCCCAUCCCCAAGAAGCUACGCAUCAUCCAGAGGGUCGACCCAGAGGAGCCAGAGGCCCAGGAGGUGGUGCUGGCUGAGAGCAGUACAGUGGUGGCCCCAGAGACCAGCCAGCAGGUGGUGGUGGAGUACCCAGUACUAGAGGAGGCUGAUGCGGGGACAGCGUCUCAGUCUGUCCCCGUAGUGCUACUCCUGUCCCAGCCCACAGAGGUCACAUUCUCAUACGACUCCCCCGAAGAAUCCCCUCAGCACGACGUCAUCGUCAUAGUGACUGACUCGGAGAGCGAGGAUGAACAGGAGGAUGAGGAGGAAGAGGAACAGGACUAUGAUGAAGAUGACGAGGAAGAUGAGGAGGAUGAAGAGAUGGGAGAUGAGGGAGAGGAGAGCAACGAAGGUAGCGGAGAUGGCAAUGAGGCAUUCGAAGGCGACUACAGAGAAGGUGCUGAUGUGACAGACCCAGGCACGGAGACGGAGGAGAGUCUAGGAGCAUCGGACUCCACUCAGCGCCCGGCCGACUCCCAGACACACAGCUUCGAGGGCAGCAGCAGUAUUCAAGCCUUCUCCAGUGAACCAACCAGCUCUGCUCCCGGAAUGCCCUGGUCACCACGGAGGGCACCCCACCUGCUGCCCCCCCGGCUCAACAUGACCCAGGAACUGGGCCCCCCCGCUCGGGUACAGCGCCCCAUGCGUCGCCAGUCUGUAGGCCGAGUCCCUCAGCUCAACCUUGGGAUGGCCAUCAGCGGACACUACUGUGACGAUGACGACAGGAUGGUGCCACACUGCUCUGACGGCUUUGCAGAAGCUAUCCAUUCUCCCCAGGUGGCUGGUGUUCCUCGGUUCAGGUUCGGCACCCCAGAGGACCUGAUGUCCCAGACCACCUCCUCCCACUCUGACCUGGGACAGCUGGCAUCACAAGGAGGUCUGGGGAUGUAUGAUAGUCCUCUGUUCCUGCCAGGUCAUGAGGAUGAGUCUGGGGGUCGCAGUGUUCCCACCACACCCCUGCAGGUGGCUGCCCCAGUGUCCAUAUUCGCAGUGGGCCUGCCCUCUGACGGCACUGAACACUCCUCCCAGUCUGUUCCCAUGGUAACCACCUCUACCCCGGGCCUGGCGGUGGCCGGAGGACCCAGUCCUGGGGACGAGAGGGAUGAUGUCUUCAUGGAGCCUGAGGGAGACCGUGUGGAGGUGUCUCUGGAGCCUGUGGCGUCUCAGGCAGGGGAGAUGGAGGUACCUGCCCAGCCCUCAGAUGACGUAAGCCUGCCUUCUACCAGUAAGGAACCCUCCUCCAGCUAUGCAGACACUAGUAGCACUCAGCCCAAACCCUCUAGACCAGGACCCAGCCGACAGCUCCAACGCUGGACAGAGAACCGUAUGAGGAGAGGUACAUUGCCAUCACGGGGUGUAACUGGGACUGGGAGGAGAUUCGCCAGAUAAACAACCAAUCAGAGCUCCUGCCCCGACAUAAUUCCUGUCUCCAUGGCGCUACAAGAUUGGUCACCAUGGUUCCAAAGAGAACACCCGCGGUCACCAUAAAUCAAAAUGACAUAUUGCGUUUUAGAAUCGGUUCUAGUCAUGAUGGAUCACCUGAUCAUUUCAUUAAAGUUGAUUAAUCAUAUUUUUUUGUACUUAAAGUUUGUAAGCUGAGUCCUUGCUAAAGCAUUGUUUUGUUGGUUUUAUGAAUAAUAAAGUUUGCGAUCUGUGAGAAUAG
This is a messenger RNA of Coregonus clupeaformis (lake whitefish), 7389 nucleotides long. RefSeq names its product nucleoprotein TPR-like. The transcript has 48 exons. NCBI's taxonomy places the organism in Eukaryota, Metazoa, Chordata, Actinopteri, Salmoniformes, Salmonidae. The record is from RefSeq and is a predicted model, not a curated record. Gene Ontology annotation, cellular component: nuclear pore. The coding region runs from base 45 to 7115 and encodes 2356 amino acids. Gene Ontology annotation, biological process: protein import into nucleus; mRNA export from nucleus. Gene Ontology annotation, molecular function: structural constituent of nuclear pore.